Molecule: messenger RNA, 1218 nt
Organism: Closterium sp. Yama58-4
Lineage: Eukaryota; Viridiplantae; Streptophyta; Zygnematophyceae; Desmidiales; Closteriaceae
Source: the annotation of a GenBank genome assembly
AUGGCUUCCAUUCGCGUGCUGUCGUUCGAUGCUGAGGGCCGCCCUGUGCGUUUCACCGCUUGGCUAGAUGACCUGCAGCUGUUUCUCCUGAGCGAUAGCAAGGAGCAUGUGUCGCUCUAUGACUACGCGUCUGGUGCUGCGCCUGCCCCUCCUGCCACAGCUGAGCUUAGUGUUCGUUCCCACUGGCAGACUCGUGACGCAGCUGCUCGCCUAGCCAUUCGCAGUCACCUGCCGUUAGCUGAGCUAGAGCAUUUUGGCGACUGCAAAUCCGCUAAGGCCCUGUACGACGCUGUCGUCGCUCGCUACUCCUCGCCUGCCACAGCCGAGCUUAGCCGCCUCAUGCUGCCGUACCUGUUCCCCGAUCUGUCCACCUUUACUACAGUCGCCGAUCUUAUCACCCACCUUCGCACUAGUGAUGCUCGCCUGCGUGCCGCCCUUCCCACCGAGUUCUGCGCUAAGAACCCCCCUCCACUGUACUGGACACUCCACUUCAUAGUCACCCGUCUCCCUGACACCCUCCGCUCAGUUCGAGACCACUUCCUUGCUCGCUGUCCCACUGAGCUCACAGUCGCCCUCCUAGAGGAGCACCUGCUCGCGGCCGAAAAGAGCAUUGUAGCUGUCGGUGCUGCUCGUGGCGCUCCUCGCACCCCCAUCUUUGAGGGGUGUUCUCCCUCUCCCCUCGCUCCCUCCUACGCUGCUGCUGCUGCUGUUGACUUCCUUGGUGCUGAGUCUGUUGGCGCUGCUUCUACUCCUGGUGGGAGGCGCCGCACCGGCAAGGGCAAGGGGGGCAAAAGUGGUGGUGGUGGCGCUGGUGGGGGAGGAGGUGGGGGAGGUGGGGGGGGAGGCGGUGCUGGAGGGAGCGGUGGCGGGAGCGCUGGUGGGAGUGGGGUCGGUGGUGGAGACGGGGGCGGCGGAGGGAGCAGUGGCAGUAGUGGCGGCGGCGGCGGUGGCGGCGGUGGCGGUGGUGGCGGUGGUGGCGGUGGCGGUCGGAGCGGUGGUAGUGGUGGUGGCGGAGGUCGGAGUGGAGGCACUGGCUCUGGCCAGAGCUCCCAGCAGCAGCAGCGUCCCCAGACGACCCAGCAGCUUCGUGAGUGGCUUGCUCAGCGUGGGACGUCGGGUUCAGUGGCGGACAGCGUGUGGCGAUCUGCACGUGCUCCAGGACCGGCCGUCACCUGGCCACGUUCACCCGUCGGCCGGGGUCGAGUCUCUACACACUGA